Miscanthus lutarioriparius is the source of this 585-nucleotide messenger RNA. The record is from the annotation of a GenBank genome assembly. Lineage: Eukaryota; Viridiplantae; Streptophyta; Magnoliopsida; Poales; Poaceae.
AUGAACCUUCACCAGGACAUGGACAGGGAGCAGAUGAGGAUGGCCAUCCUGAACCAAGAACAGAUUUUCAGACAACAGGUACACGAGCUGCACCGGCUGUACCAUGUCCAGAAGCAGCUGAUGCAGCAGGCACAGACGACUACUCCCGCGAGCCACGCUCCGGCUCCGGUUGUCGACGUCAAGCCAAGACCACAGCAACUGGACAUCUGGUGCGGCGAGACGGCGACAACUCCUCAGCAGCAGAUCAUCAGCUUCACCAGCUGCAACAAGGCCACAACACCGGCGCCAACUGCGCUCGCCGAGGAAUGCAACCUUGAGCUGACACUGGCAACAGGACCGAGCAGCAGCAGCAGCAACAGCAGCUGCCACGCCGAAAGACGACAGGGGAAGCGGCUCAAGGCGUCGUCCACCCCGGACUCCGGCGCAACCGCGGUGUCGUCCACGUCGACGGACUCCGAGCUGGCGCAGUUCAGGGAGGUGGACGUGGCGACGCCGGUGAGGUUCCAUGGCGAGGUUGGCAGGAGGAUGAACGAGAUGGGGCAGGGUCCGUGGAUGUACCAGUGCCUGAGCCUGAAGAUGGCGUGA